UAUAUGGUGAGAGUGUUCCUGUAUAUUUAACGUAGUGGAAGAAAACAUAAGAGAGUGUUAUUUGCGAGAAAGAAAGAAAAGAGAAGCACAAAAAUGGGGUCUGAAGCUGCCAUACACGUCUUGCUGAUUUCGUUUCCAGCACAGGGACACAUAAACCCUCUCCUGAGGCUAGGAAAGUGCCUCGCCGCCAGGGGCUUAUUCGUCACUUUCUCCACCACCGAGGACGCCGGCAGGGACAUCAGAAACGCCAACAACAUCGCCGAGAAGUUCGUUGCUCCGGUCGGCGAUGGUUUCCUCAAAUUCGAGUUCUUCGACGAUGGCUUACAGGACGACGAUCCCAUCAGGAAGAAUCUGGGGGAUCACACGAAGCAUCUGGAAGUUGUCGGAAAGAGAUUCGUUUCUCAAAUGAUCAAGAAGCACGCAGAGUCAAACCAACCAAUCUCUUGCAUCAUAAACAACCCUUUCUUCCCGUGGGUUUGCGACGUUGCUGAAGAACACGGUGUUCCUUCUGCUCUCUUAUGGAUUCAGUCAACGGCAGUCUUCACCGCUUACUAUCACUACCACCACAAACUGGUUAGCUUCCCUUCACACGAUCAACCUUACAUCGAUGUUAAUUUACCUUCCGUUACUCUCAAACACAACGAGAUCCCAGAUUUCUUGCACCCUUUCAGUCCCUUCCCGAUUCUGGGAACAGUCAUAUUAGAACAGUUCAAGAACUUGUCCAAACCCUUCUGCAUCUUGGUGGACACAUACGAGGAGUUAGAGAAGGAUUUCAUCAGCUUCUUCUCGAAAUCAAUGUGCAUAAGGCCCGUGGGCCCGUUGUUCAAGAACCCGAAAGCAAGAAUGGGAGGAAGUAACAUUCGUGGAGACAUGAUAACAAAGUCAGAGAACUGCGUUGAAUGGCUGAACUCGAGAGAACCGCGUUCGGUGGUUUACAUAAGCUUCGGGAGCUUGGUGUACCACCCGCAGGAGCAAAUAGACGAAAUUGCCCAUGGGCUUUUGGAGUCUGAGGUGUCGUUUUUGUGGGUUUUGAAGCUGCCACCUAAGGACUGGAACGUGAAGCCACAUGUUCUUCCAGAAGGGUUCGUUGAGAAAACUGCUGAAAGGGGAAAAGUGGUUCAAUGGAGUCCACAAGAGGAGGUUCUGUCUCAUCCUUCUGUGGCGUGUUUUGUCACUCACUGUGGUUGGAACUCUACAAUGGAAUCACUGGCUUCUGGUGUUCCAAUGUUGACUUUUCCUGCCUGGGGUGACCAGAACACCAAUGCCAAGUUCAUCGUCGAUGUUUUUGGCGCUGGGAUCAGGUUGGGUUAUAGCCAAGCAGAGAAUAAGAUCGUUAACAGAGAUGAGGUUAAGAAGUGUUUGUUAGAAGCCAUGGUUGGGGAAAAAGCAGAGCAGUUGAAGCAGAACGCGUUGAAGUGGAAGAAGGCGGCUGACGAUGCUAUCUCUGACGGUGGUUCUUCUGAUCGGAAUCUUGAUGCCUUUGUUGAAGAUAUCAAGAACCGUGGUGCUGCUGCUCUUAAUGUCAUUAGCAGCAUCAACAAUAAUAAUAAUAAUAAUAAGAUUCCAUAUUAAGGGAAUCAUGACUAAUGUUGUUCCUUUUUUAAAAAGAUUUAUUUGUAUUUGUAACAUUUUGUUCUCAUCACCAGAUUGUUAUUAAGUGUUUCUAAUGCAUUAUUAUUGUUGGAAUUAA
Molecule: messenger RNA, 1690 nt
Organism: Arachis duranensis
Lineage: Eukaryota; Viridiplantae; Streptophyta; Magnoliopsida; Fabales; Fabaceae
Product: putative UDP-glucose glucosyltransferase
Exons: 1
Coding region: 94-1572 (492 amino acids)
Molecular function (GO): UDP-glycosyltransferase activity
Source: RefSeq, a predicted model, not a curated record